GAACGACGCGGUUUUCGCAAGAUUUUUCAAAUAAUUUUUCAUUUUUCGACAAGAUUUUGAGUUAUUCUGUAGUUAUUCUAGUAAAAUUUCGCCCUAAAAAUUGGAAAUGCAAUUCUUAAAGUACAAGCUUACGAUUUGAAUUAGUUAAAUACUGCUAAGUUGAUGUUGUGAAGUUUUUUUCAAAUUGAAAAUGAUCAAAUCGUUGAACUGUUUAGUAUCCAAACAAGGAUUUAAUGCCCGAUUAAAUUCGGCGGUAGCUUUUUGGCUGGAGAUCAAUCGUACUGAUACUUUUAAUUUCGUCAAUAGCCAAUGGGUUAUAUCAUCAUCGAGUAAAACAUUCAAAACAUUGAAUCCAGAUACCGGAGAAGUUGUCUCUGAAAUUCAAGAUGGAAACGAGACCCACGUAGAUAAAGCUGUAAUGGCGACUAAGAAAGCUUUCAAACUGGACAGCCCAUGGAGAAGUAUUAAUCCAUCCAAACCGAGAGUUUUGCUCAACAAAUUGGCUGAUUUUAUGAAAAGAGAUACCGUUCAUUUAACCAGUUUGAAAACCUCCGAUUAUAGUAAGCGAUACACUGCUUCUUAUAGUGUGGAUGUAGCCUCAUCUGUUCAAAAAGGUAACCUUAUUGCAUUCAAGCGAGCCCAUCGAAUUCCUCAUGGAUUGAUAUCAAAGCUGCAAAUCAGAACAAAUCGCAACUUCUCAACUGUUUCUGUAAACGGUAGUUCAAACAAUAUUAUAAAAAGUACAAUAAAUGAUCCUGAUGAAAGUUUGGACGAUCUCAUUAAAAAUACAAGACUACUUGAUGAUUGGGAAGAUUAUACUUUUACUACAUCGUCGAGGGAAUGGUGGCUCGAAUUAUUCAGCGAUCCGAUUCAACGACUCGAAACUGAAAAUGAUUCAUCGAAACGGCUGGAACUCUGCGCCAGGGCGUUGGGUAAAAUCGAAUGUAUGCUCUACACGCUCCCAUACUCUCGUGAUGAGGCAGAUCAAAAGCUCAGAAAAUCUGUGCAAGCUGAACACGAAUGGAAAAUCGCAAUAAAUACGCAAUAUUUUGUAAGAUGCUGCGCGGCUAUGGAGAAGUUUGAAUUACAAAAUGGCGAGUCAGCAGUCAUAGAUUAUGAAUCCUUACCCAAAAACCGAGCUUGGACUGAAAAAAGUGUGCUUAUUCGCGCCUUGCACUAUAAAUGGAUAUUUGCAAAUAAAUCAGACAAAUGGGACUAUCGAGUCAAAACUUUGUUGAAAAAGGUGAAAAAUUCGAAAAAAUUCGAUAGUGUAGCGGAAUUCUGCCGGUGUAUUGCAGUGGCGUAUCAGGAUCUUUCCAGAACCGUCCGAGAAUUGACGCUAACCCCAUGUUUGAAGGAUCCUAAGUACAGCUGUAUAGUAACCACACCUAAAGCAAAAGAGGCAGUGAGCAUUUUCAUGUCCAUGUUUGUAUUCAACGAUUAUAUUGGUGCAAGAAAAAACCCGAUCAAGGAAAAAAAUGAUCCUGGGAAAAGUAUAAUUGGCGAUCCCGAGAAAAACUUUAUUUUUACUACGUCAGUCGAAGAUACGCACAAAAUUUUCAAAGAUUUGAUCCAACCACUCGAAACUGAAAAUGAUCCAUCAAAACGAUCGGAACUCUGCGCCAAUUUGUUGGAUAAAGUCAAAAUGUUGGUCUACGCAGAUCAAUACUAUCGUAAAAAGACAGAACGAGAGAUCAGAAACACUGUGCGAGUUGAACAUGAAUUGGAAGCUAUAGAAAAUACACUAUUUUUCGUAAGAUGGCGUGCAGCUAUUGAGACGUUUGAAUCAGACUACAGCAGUUCAGCAGUCAUCGAUUGUGAAUCUUUCCCUGAAGACCUUCCUUUCAUCGAAGAAAAUGUGCUCAUUCGCACCUUGCAGUAUGAAUGGAUAUUUGCAAAUCGAUCCGAGGAGUGUAAAGUUAAAACUUUGCUGGAAUUGGUGAAUGAUUCGAAAGAAUUCGAUAGUUUGUCGGAGUUCUGCAAGUGUAUUGCAGUGGUGCAUAUGAAUCUUUCCAGAACCAUCCAAAUAUUGGCGCUAAUGCCAAUAUUGAAAGAUGCUGAGUACAGAUGUGUAACAACCAACCCUAAAGCAAGUAAGGCACUGAGCAUUUUCAUGUCCGCAUUUCAAGUCAACGAUUCGGUUGCUGUAAACAAAGUAUCCGACCAAGAGAAAUUGAUUACUCAAAAACUGAUUUAUGCACCAAUGUACUGGUGGUCCUCCUGGUAGGUAGUAGGUACUGGAAAAAAAAACUAAUUUUGAUUCUGAUAAGUUUUUCAUCCCAAAAUCGAAACAAUGCUCGAAUGCUCUGUACAUAGGAAAAGGGUGGCGUUCAAAAUCUUUAAAAAAAUGUAAUACCUACCUACUUAACUUGCAGGUGUUUGUUAAAGAUUGAAAAACUUUUUUAAAAUAUUCAAAAAGUUGAGAUUUUACUUCUCAGCAUUCGUUCAUUUUUUCAUACUGCUCACUUUAUGUAAAAUUAUGUUUGGAUACUUGAAUAAUUGAAUUGUUACGUUACGAAUUACUAUCCAGGGAUCAGGCCCGACCCAGGACCAGGACCCGAAACCCGAAAAAGCCCUGAUUAUUUCCUUGAAGCGCGGAUGUCCAACCCCCAAAACCUUAAAAACUGUAACUUACAAAGCCCUGGACCAAAGCCCGAAACCUUUUCUUCUAAAAACCAAGCCCUGAACGUGAGCCCCAAAACCCGAACUGUGAUCAGGGCUUUUUGGGGCUUUUCGAGGCUCGUAUAAAUUUUGUAAAUUACUAUUGUAAUCGCUGUUCUGUGCAUCUCAAAAAUCAAAAAAGGUGAUAAUCAAAAAAAAAAUUAAAACUUCGUAGUCGGGGAGCCUGAAUAAGAAUCUAUUGCACCCUCUCACCCCGUCGACCCUCCCAGACAACUUUUUUCUUAAAGGGACGAGUCCUAAGGAAUAUUUCUAGCCCUUGUUAAUUUAAAAAAAAGUGGCCUUACUUACAAAAUGGCGGCCAUUUUGAUAGGCAGGUAAGCCGAAAUCGCAGAUUUUGCGUUCCAACAUGGGUCUUGCACGAAAUUUUUUAACCGUACAAAGCUAGAUCGAAAGAUCAGGCAAAAAUUCAUCACUUGUAAAAAUUUCAAGAGCUAAAGAGCCUUUUUCGAUUUUUGGUGAAUUUUUGAACAUCAAGUUUGGGCCAAAAAUGUGGGAAAAAAUCAAAAUUUUACCAAAUUGACCAAGAAAGCUGAAAUUUGGGAUAUACCCUGUUUUCGACAUGCCGAAUCGAUUGGACACUGUUUCAACCCGUUUUGAGCAGUUCUGGAGCCUCCAGCAGAUUUUUGAAACUCGAAAUUCCCUCAAAAUUUCAUCAGAUGGAGAUGUAAAGCCGAAAUUCAUUCCGCAAACUAAUUUCAAUACACUACGAAGUUAACUGCAGGCGAAUUUCGAGUCAUUUUGGAGCCUCCAGCAACUUUUUGAAAGGUUGUAUGGCGUUUUUUAGAAAAUUGAAAUUUCCAGAAAGUUGCUGGAAGCUUCAAAACCAUUUGAAACCACCAUACAGUUGAAAUUAGUGCGCGAGUAAAUUUCAGCUUGCCAACUCCAUUUGAUAAAAUAUUGUGGGAAUUUCAAGUUUCAAAAAUCUGGUGGAGACUCCAGUAAUUUUCAAAAGGCCGCUGGAGGCUCCAAAAUGACUUGAACCCACUUGAAAUCGUCUUCAGAGGGUGUUAAAAUUGGAGUGCAGAGUAAAUUUCGGGUUUCCAUCUCCGUUUGAUGAAAUUUUUUUUGGGAAAUUUCAAGUUUCAAAAAUCUACUGGAGGCUCCAGUCAUUUUCAAAAUGUCGCUGUAGGCUCCAAAACUACUUAAAAUCCACCUGUAGUUGACUACAUAGCAUAUUGAAAUUAGUUUGCGGAAUGAAUUUCGGCUUUCCAUCUCCAUUUGAUGAAAUUUUGAGGGAAUUUCUAGUUUCAAAAAUCUGCUGGAGGCUCUAGAACUGCUCAAAACGGUUUGAAACAGUUUCCAAUCGAUUCGGCAUGUCGAAAAUAGGGUAUAUCCCAAAUUUCAGCUUUCUUGGUCAAUUUGGUAAAAUUUUGAUUUUUUCCCUCAGUUUUGGCCUAAAUUACAUUUUCAAAAAUUCGCCAAAAAUCGAAAAAGGCACUUCGGCUCUUAAAAUUUUGACAAGUGAUGAAUGUUUGCCUGAUCUUUCGAUCCAACUUUGUACGGUUCAAAAAUUUUGUGCAAAUUCUAUGUUGGGAUGUAAAAUCUGCGAUUUCAGCUGACCUGUCAAUCAAAACCACUUUUUUUUUAGGACAAGGGCUAGAAAUGUUCCUUAGGACUCUCCCUUUUAAAAAAAAGUUGUCCUGGAGGAUCGACGGGGGGUGCAAUAGAUCCUUAUGCGGGCUCCCCGACUAUCGGCAAAAGGUUUAAUAUUUCGAGGGGUUUUUGGUACAUUAUUAUUUAUAUUCUGUAGGUAGUUCAUUGUUCUUUGAAAAAUGAUACUUGAAAAAAUUUGAACCAUCAAUAAAAAAUUUCAAAAAAUGUUAAUUCUGAUUUUUUUUAAAAAACUGGUCCAUUCGAAUAAUUUUAAAUAAAGCUUCGAAAUUUGCUCUUAAAAUGUUUUUUUUUUUGAUUUUUUUUUCAACAGAAAAUCAAAUAAGAUUUUACUUUAUUCUUCAUUAAAAUUGCAAUUUCAAGCCCUGGACACUGAGCCCUAAAACCCAAACUCAAAGUUUCCUGGGCCCCAAGCUCCAAUCCAAGCCCUAAACCUAAUAAAUUUUUGAUUGGAAGCCCAAUCCCCGAAGCCCGGAACCCGAAAAAAAAAUCGUUCGUGGCCUCAUCCCUAAUCCCUAUAACUAUAUGAUGUUUCUCUCUAGUUCCUACUUCCUUUCUUCGUUUUAUAGACGAAUAAUUGUGUUCAUUAGAUUUUCGUAAACGUUUCUGCAUUCUUCGCGAUCUCUAUUUAAGAUGUAAUUCUUGGCAUUCGUUACAAUAGAAUACAUGGAAAAUGUUUUCAA
Planococcus citri (citrus mealybug) is the source of this 4976-nucleotide messenger RNA. RefSeq lists its product as uncharacterized. The coding region runs from base 191 to 2227 and encodes 678 amino acids. Gene Ontology annotation, molecular function: aldehyde dehydrogenase (NAD+) activity. The transcript has 10 exons. The record is from RefSeq and is a predicted model, not a curated record. NCBI's taxonomy places the organism in Eukaryota, Metazoa, Arthropoda, Insecta, Hemiptera, Pseudococcidae.